AAAAAAAUACUUUGGAAACCAUGGAAGAAGAAGGGGCCACAACCCCAUUUUGGCUGCCAGCCUCCUCCGGCCACCGGCGCCGCCGCAGCAGCAGAUCACCCUCCUCCAUCUUCCUCAGCUCGGGCUUUCUCAUCAUAUUCUUGCCUCUCACCGCACUCCUCUUCAUAGUCUUUGUUUUGCCUCCUAUUCUCUCCUUCACUUCCUACAUUUUCAAGCCAAACAUGGUGAAGAAGAGCUGGGACUCUCUCAACCUUGUGCUCGUCCUCUUCGCCAUCAUCUGCGGUUUUCUCAGCCGAGGAGGUGGAGGUGGAGGUGGAGGUGGAAGCUCUGAUAUGGAAAGCAGUGUUUCGGAGGUGCCGGAAGAGAGUACUCAGAGAUCAAACCAUGGACAUUGGUAUGAGGAGAGGAUCAGUGGAUAUGGUGGAAUGAGGAGGAUGAGGAGCAGCAGCUCCUACCCGGAUCUCCGGCAAGAGUCUGCAUGGGCCGGCGGGGAUGGGCGGUGGCGGUCUUUUGAUGACACCCAGUUGGAUAAUCAUCGAGUUUUGGGGUCUCAUCGCCAGCUUUAUAAUCGCCGGAGAUAUGAAGAUCAAGAUUAUUGCGAGGUAAAAAAUAUAGAUGUUGACAACACUUCUAUGAUUAGUCCCAAGGAGAAAGUUCUUAGUCAUAUUCCGCCCCGUCCUCCAUCUCCGCCACCGCCUCCAUCGCCGCCACCACCACCACCUCCACCGCCGGUGGUUAAGCGGAAAGUGAAGCGAUCUUUUCAGGCAGUUGCAAGGGAAGAAAGGAGAGAAACAAGGGAAAAUAGCAGUUUUGAGUCCAAGAGAGUUCAGGCUGCGGCGCCGCCGCCGCCGCCACCACCACCACCUCCGCCGCCAUUGGCAGUGGAGCGGAGGAGUGAGAAAAGUGAUCGGAAGAGAGGAGGUGCAACCAAGGAGUUUUUGACCUCACUUUACUAUCAAAGGAACAAGAAAAAGAAGCAAAGACAAAAGAGCAUGGAAAACUUGGACACCAUUCUUCACAAUUCACCUCACUCUGAUCAGCCUCUCCGACCUCAGCCAUCCCCUCCGCCACCACCCCCUCUGCCCCCACCACCAAAUUCUGUCUUUCACAAUCUGUUCUCCUCCAAGAAAGGCAAAUCCAAGAGGUUUCUCACAGUUCCACCGCACCCCACCCCACCCCCACCGCCGCCACCAGCUUCAAGAGCAUAUGCUGGUAAAACCAAGACCAAAAUUGCCCUAUCACAAUCACAUCCAUACGACCAUCCUCUCAAUGCCAGUAAACCCCCAAUACCGGAAAAAUCAAGCAGUUUCAACAGUGUAGAUGACAAUCCAUAUGCUGGCAGUGAAUCACUAUUGAUACCAGUACCGCCUCCACCGCCGCCGCCGCCGCCGUUCAAAAUGCCGGAUUGGAAGUUUGUUGUCCAUGGAGAUUAUGUUAGGAUCAAAAGUACGAAUAGCUCGCGCAGUGGCUCGCCAGAUUUAGACUACAUUGGAUCCCCAUCAAGCAAGGGACCUAGCCGAUCAACCAGUCUAAAGUCCGAGACCGAAGGCGGAGACUCGGCCCAGCCAUUGUUCUGCCCUAGCCCAGAUGUCAACACCAAGGCUGAUACCUUCAUUGCCAGAUUCAGAGCUGGUUUGAAGCUUGAGAAGAUCAAUUCCAUCAAGGAGAAGCAAGAAGUGGGAAUGUCAAACCUUGGCCCAGAACCAGGCCAGGCACAAGGCUCAGGGGCCGUUCAGAUUUGAAGCUACCGUCCUUUUUCCUUAAUUUUUUUUCGUGAUUUAUUACUUUUUUGAGGAAUUUGAGGAUAUGUGGAUUUGAGUUGUUUGUUCUGACCAGUAUACAGAUUGAGAUUAAACUACAGAUAGGUACUUGUAUAGGAUUUGGGCUCUGAUUGAUUCUUUUUUUUGGCUUUGCAUCAAGACUCCAGCGUGUUCUUAUUCUUUGUAAAGGAAGUGGGGUUUAUGUGGAUCAGGUUUUCCAGAUUCUGUAUGUAAUUACAAGCUGUGGUACAGAUUUUUCUAUAGAAAAUGACAGGGUUGAUACA
Molecule: messenger RNA, 2044 nt
Organism: Vitis riparia (riverbank grape)
Lineage: Eukaryota; Viridiplantae; Streptophyta; Magnoliopsida; Vitales; Vitaceae
Product: ras-associated and pleckstrin homology domains-containing protein 1-like
Source: RefSeq, a predicted model, not a curated record